AGUUCCUCAAAUGUUCUGAAGGAUAACAUAUCUUUGGGACACCACCACCUCCUCAACAACACAAGGAUCUUCGAGGCAUACUUUUCUUCAAAAUGAAGCUCCUCAUCCUCUCUCUUGCGGUCUUGGGCCUCACAAUCUCCAACUGUCCUCUUGGCCAGGGGGCGGAGAACUGCAGCAACAAGUGUGAAAAGGAGUGUGGCGGGAGAAAACAAUGUGAGUACAUUGGCGGCGAGAUGGGCAAACCAAUUGGGUGCGAUGACAGCUGCUACAAAAAGUGCACGUACGAUUGCGAGUGUGAGAAGGUGUGUUCAGCGGUGUGUGAAACGGCCGAGGACAGCCCUUCGUGUGAGAUAGAUUGUCCUAUGACCGGGGAGUGUAGUCAUCUGAAGGCACAGAGUAACAAUGAAGAAAGUGAUGGCUCCAGUGACAGUGACAGUGACAGUGAAGGAGCUGGUGAAGGUGGGGACGCUCCUGCUCCAGCCCCAUCUGUCAUUUUGGGCUGAGAAGAAACUGAAGUGACUCCUUUCGAAGAUUAUAUAUUCAGUCAGUGAUAGGAUUAUCUUGUAAUUUUGAGGCGCAUGUAAUGUGUGACACAAUUGAAACUUUGGCAUGUGCAGUUACGAAAUUAAGUUUGUGAUGAUAUAAUACAUUUUUUGUUCUUUCCAUUUCUCAAGUUUGCCUUCUACUCUGGAGGCUUUACUUUGGAGGUAUCAGCUACGAGUUGUAUUGAAAGCGGAAUACAUUAAUGGUGUAUUUUAAAAAGCAAAUAUGUUCUGUUUUCAAAAGUCUGCCAAUGUUUAACUUUGUUUACGACACCCAAGUUUGGGAAAGUCCACGGUUUGCUGAUCUGCGACUACAAAAGUUCUCCAUUCCAAAUUCUUAGAACUGUGUUUAUGAAAGGGUUGCAGUAAUUAUAACAUUUGUGUUUGUCAAUAAAAUUUAAAACCAAC
Messenger RNA from Aplysia californica (California sea hare), 950 nucleotides. RefSeq lists its product as uncharacterized. The record is from RefSeq and is a predicted model, not a curated record. Lineage: Eukaryota; Metazoa; Mollusca; Gastropoda; Aplysiida; Aplysiidae. The transcript has 2 exons. Bases 93 to 503 code for a protein of 136 amino acids.